GUCAUUGCGGAACCGAACACAGAAUGUCUUGGGGAAGUUUUAGAUGUCGGACAGGAAAUGACGCUUCGGAGUCACAUUGAACGUUAAGAAAAUACAACUCUCGGUAGCUAGUUGGCUUCAUAGCGGCUAGCCGGCUAGCUAGGAAACGGCGGCCCGUUUGCUUCUAAUGAAUUCACACGAAUUACAGUGCACGCCAAAAUGUUUCUUUCGAGGGCGGCCUUGAGCUUGAAUGCUAUAUCUAGGGUCCCAGGUGCUCUGCAGAUCCCCCAGUCAGCCGGUGUUGCCGUGCAGCUGCUCUGCUCCGCGCGUUCGUCCCCCGUGGUCGCCGGGGGCUGCCGCUACUCCGCAGCCUCCGCCGGGACCCCGCAGCCCCCCCUGCGCUGGACGACCCUUGACCCCGAGCUGGAGGAGGUCCUGGUGCCCCGGAAGCUGUCUCUGUCUCCGCUGGAGAGCUGGCUCUCCCUGCGCUACUCCCUGCCCCCCCUGCAGGGCGCCGAGCAGCCGCAGCAGCAGCCCCCCCUGGGGGACGGGGCGCCUGAGGGGGGGUCCCGGGUGCUGCCCCCCGCUGUGGAGCCCGUCCUGGGGGGGGAGGAGGGGGAGGGCACCGCCGCCGUCACCCCGCUCAGCUGCAAGAACGUUCUGGAAAUCCGCCGGCGAAAGAUGAACCGACACAAGUACAAGAAGCUGAUGAAGCGCACCACCUUCCUCAGGAGGAAGGUGAUGGAGGGGCGGAGGAAGAGGAAACAGAUCCGAUUCGAGAGGGACUUGAAGAGGAUCUGGACUCGCGCAGGACUGAAAAGUGCGCCCGAGGGGUGGAGCGCGCCCAAGAUCUACGUCCGACAGUACCAGAGCAAGAAGGACUGAGACCUCUGUACCAACCGCUUACACACACACACACACACACACACACACACACUCUCACCAGAGCAAGAGAGACGAAGACACGCGCACACACACACACACACCAACCCAUCUCACACAAACACACACACACACAUACACUCCAGAUCAAGAGAGACUGAGACCUCUGUAGCAACCGCUCACACAUACACACACGCACGCACUUAACACACACACACAGAUACAGACAUACGUCUGACCUCUGUGCCAGCCGUACUCUGUCACCCCUGCACACACACCCAUACCACACAUCACAAACACACACGUGUGUGCACUACCUGGAAACCGCCAUACCUCCGUACCGUGUCACAUGCUCGCUGGAGUCUGACUAACGAUUUCACCCCAGGAGCAGCAGCUAGGAGUGUACAGAGACUGGCACACUGCCUCCACUGAGGGGCAUCAGGCUGGCACUGCCUGCUGUGCUACACGUGUCCUCUCGAGCCAAGCUCACUGUGUACAGGAGAUCCCCGAAAUAAAUAAACCGUUCUUCUCGCCUGAAUCAUAAUCCAGCUGUAGUGAUUUAAUCUGGUUCUCAGUUAACAGCCAUCACCAUUUAAAAAAAAAUGUAUUUGUUUUUUUUUUGUGUUUGGCUGAGAGGAGAAUGAAUCCUUUCUUUUGCUUUAGCCUAGAUUUUUAGACUGUUAUGCAACCACACAAAAGAUUCGCUAGGGGUCAGCAGCGUUGAAAAUUAAAAAGUUUUGCCAAAGAUUCCUGCUUUGUUCUGGAGACAUGGAGAAGUCCUUUUUCAACAAUUUUUCAGGUCGUUUGAGAAAACAGACCACAUGACCUGGUGCUUGUACAGAAAUUGCAGCAAAAUUAAAUGAUAUGGUUUUUAAA
Molecule: messenger RNA, 1737 nt
Organism: Anguilla anguilla (European eel)
Lineage: Eukaryota; Metazoa; Chordata; Actinopteri; Anguilliformes; Anguillidae
Gene: aurkaip1
Product: aurora kinase A interacting protein 1
Exons: 5
Coding region: 199-864 (221 amino acids)
Biological process (GO): mRNA processing
Cellular component (GO): mitochondrion
Source: RefSeq, a predicted model, not a curated record